Lentinula edodes (shiitake mushroom) is the source of this 1282-nucleotide messenger RNA. RefSeq names its product vesicular-fusion protein SEC17. Gene Ontology annotation, molecular function: soluble NSF attachment protein activity; syntaxin binding. Gene Ontology annotation, cellular component: SNARE complex; vacuolar membrane. The transcript is spliced from 4 exons. NCBI's taxonomy places the organism in Eukaryota, Fungi, Basidiomycota, Agaricomycetes, Agaricales, Omphalotaceae. The coding region runs from base 272 to 1141 and encodes 289 amino acids. Gene Ontology annotation, biological process: SNARE complex disassembly; intracellular protein transport. The record is from RefSeq and is a predicted model, not a curated record.
GCCAGCAGUACCAUACUGGAAAUGUAUAUGUGACGGUUUGGGGUGCAGAUCACUGAGCGAUUGGAUCAGUUUGGUUGGAAGGGAUGAAGUCAUGGUAGUAGGAAGAGAAGAAAGGAUUGUCGCAGCGGUGCAAGGGUGCUGACCGUUUCUCUGAGAGAACAGGAAGAAGCGCCAACACUGCCACUGCUAUCGGAGAAGUGUCGUCACCAGCAACCACGUAUCAAAUUGAUCACUGCUUUCCUUUGUACUUUACAAGUGCCACACAAUCCCUAUGCCAUCCAAAUCCCCUGCCCAAAUCCUGCUAGAGAAAGCGGAUAAGAAAGCUAACUCAUCCGGUGGCUGGUUCAGCUCAGCCACAGCUAAAUACGAGGAAGCUGGCGAUUUGUAUCAACAGGCUGCCAAUUCGUUCAAGCUUGAAAAGCUCUUCAAGGAAGCAGGCGAUUGUUUUGCGAGAGAAGCAGAAUGCAGAGAGAACUGCAAGGAGACCAAUGAGGCUGCUAAUGCUUGGUGGAACGCCGCCAAAGCAUACAAAAGAGGGUUUCCAAAUCUGGCAAUCCAAGCGUUGACUCACACCAUCAUCCAUCUUACCAAGAGCGGUCGAUUCAGGCAGGCAGCCGAUAGAGAGAAAGAAAUCGGUCAGAUUCAUAUACAGGAAGCUCAGGAUAUUCGCAAAGCUUGCGAGAGCUUCGAACGAGCAGGAGAUUGGUAUGCACAAGAGGAUGCUACUGCAACUGCGAAUGCAUGUUAUAAAGACGCCGCGGACCUUCACGCGGAGAUCGACGAAUUUCCCCAAGCCAUCGCUCGCUAUGAACAGGUAGCAGACCAUUCGCUUACGUCUGCGCUAACGAAAUAUAGUGUGAAGGAGUACUGGCUCAAAGCUGGCCUCUGUGCUUUAGCCAUGAAUGACCCUGUAAGUGCAAGAAGGAGUAUGCAGAAAUAUUGCACUCAAGACGCGACUUUCCCCUCCACUCGUGAAGCCAAAUUUGUCAAUGCUCUUAUCGACGCUGUCCAGGCUGGUGAUCCAGAAGCCUUUACUGGUGCAGUGGUCGAAUUUGACCAGAUUACAAAGCUGGACAACUGGAAGACUAACAUUCUUCUCAAAAUCAAGAGAGGGAUUCAGGAUGAACCUGGUCUCACGUAGGCACAUUGGAUACGGUGUGUACAUACGGACUAUUUACAGAGUCCCGAUAAUUAGUUCAGACGUGUAUGAUAGUACUAUGGAAUUAUAUAAAUAACUACGUGGCUCAUACUAGAUAAAGACUCUUGAAUACAUUUGAGGAGC